This is a messenger RNA of Penicillium cataractarum, 1221 nucleotides long. RefSeq lists its product as uncharacterized. Lineage: Eukaryota; Fungi; Ascomycota; Eurotiomycetes; Eurotiales; Aspergillaceae. The record is from RefSeq and is a predicted model, not a curated record. Bases 1 to 1221 code for a protein of 406 amino acids. The transcript has 3 exons.
AUGGCCCCCGAUACCCCUCCUCCUACGGGAGAGACCCUGGGCAAAGACUGCCCGGCCUCACUUCCAGAGUACCAACCUCCAGAGAUCGACCUAGCUGAGGUAACACCAGUGGAGCUUCUGCACGAGUCCUAUGAUUCAAUAGUAUUCCGGGGUCGAUGGCGCGGGAAGGACUGUGUGUUGAAGAUCUGUCAUUACUUUGAUCAAGAAAGCGCGGGCUCAGGAAAAUAUGAGCACGAUCCAUUUCUCCGUGAAAUGCAAGCUUACUGUCGAUUGAAGGCACAUGGGCUCUGCGAGAAGGGCCAUAUCCCCUACUUCUAUGGCUUGAUCAAGGACAUUGACCUCAAGACCGAGGGCUGGGAGCCACACCUCAAGGACUUUGCUGAGGAACCCGAACUUCCAAAUGCUGUGGUGAUCGAAUUCAUCCCAAAUCUGCACCCAUUCGAGCUGUCGACUUACUCCACCGAGAGAGCGGACCAGUUGAGAAGCACAGUGGUCGAGAUCCACAAGCUUGGCGUUUACCACGGCGAUAUCAAACAGCGGAAUACGAAAGUGCAAGAAGAGACAAACAGGGCAAUAUUGAUCGAUUUUGACUGUGCCGUGAUGUUCCCUCUGGACUCAAAAACGCAAACUGAGGAGGAGGACAUGCGAAGAUGGUUGGCGAACGAAGAAAUGCUCCUUUGUGAGCUGCUCGUCCAGCUGGCCUUUGACCACAAACAUGGCAAGAUUUGGUGGUCAUGGUUCUGGCAUUACGGCUGGUUUGGCCCGCACGGCUGGACCAAAGAGGAACAAGCCAUUAUGGCUGCUGAAGUUACUGCAGCAGCACAAGGAACUUUGGCUGCAGAGAGUGAAUACUUCAAAGUUCAUCAUGAUGAUGAAGAAGUGCGAAAAUCCAUUAGCCCAUCGGAUUGGGGAUGGCCAGAGCCCAACAACUAUGAGAACGCCCAAGAUAUGAAUAAGGAUGACGGAGACGAGAAGGAUGACGGAGACGAGAAGGAUGACGGAGACGAGAAGGAUGACGGAGACGAGAAGGAUGACGAGGUAGACGCGGAGGUGCCAUCAGCAGCACAAGGAACUUUGGCCGCAGAGAGUCAAUACUUCCGGAACAACGAUCAUCAAGUGCGAAAAUACAGCCCAUCGGAUUGGGAAUGGACAGAGCCCAACAACGAUGAGAACGCCCAAGAUAUGAAUAAGGAUGACGAGGUAGACGCGGAGCUGCCAUGA